AUGGUCUUUAAGCAAGCGGCCUCGAUGAGGCCAUUCAGCAAGCUCAUGCGGUCGUCAAAGGCACCCAACAAAACAGAUGUAUUGCCCACAUCCGGGUCUUCGCACCCAGCCACGCCACCCAGCAGUAACGAUGACCAGCGUUCAACCGAAUUCGAUGAAAAGGCUCAAAUUGCAAACACGACUGGACCGAUCACGGAUACCAACUGUCGUUCAUCUGCAGAGCCCCAAUCGCAACAACACUGGAACUACCCACGCAUUAAUGUGCCCCGCCUCAUAUUCGCCUUCCUCACCUUCCUGAUAGCCGGCAUGAACGAUUCUGCAAUCGGCGCCCUCAUCCCAUCGAUUCAAGCCGACUAUGGCCUCUCUUACGCCAUGGUUUCCCUGAUCCUCCUCGCACCGAUGACUGGCUACACCGUUGCUUCGCUGCUCAAUGAACCGAUGCACAAGCAUUAUGGACAGCGCGGCAUUGGCUUCGUCGCCGGUCUGUGUCAUAUUAUCACAUACGUUGUCGUCAGCCAAAAUCCCCCAUUCCCUGUCGUUGUGGUAAUUAACUCUCUGAGCGGCUUUGGAAACGGACUGACGGACGCAUGCUACAAUGCUUGGGUUGGCUGCAUGGCCAAUGCGGAUGCGGUGCAGGGCAUCAUGCACUCUACAUACUCUGCAGGAGGCGUGAUCGCGCCGCUCAUCGUGACAGGCCUUGUGAUCGACGCGCAGAAUGGAUGGUGGUACUUCUACUAUCCCAUGAUUGCCAUCGGUGUACUGGAAUGGAUCGGUCUUACGAUGACCUUCUGGAGGCAGACUGGUGCAGUCUAUCGACUAGAGUCUGCCAGGAUAGAAGAGAAAGACGACGACUCAAUAGGACAGCAGCGGGAAGAACGCGUGACAGACGAAGAGCGCGAUACUACUGUUCUCGGAUCCGACGAGACCACGAUCGCAAUCAAGCAGAAGAGCGCGAAGACGAAGAAGAAUUCUCGCCUCCUCGAGACACUGAAGUCUCGCGUUGUGUGGCACUGCGCCAUUUUCUUUUUCACCUACAUGGGCAUCGAAGUCGGUCUGGGCGGCUGGGUCAAUACCUUCAUGCUCCGAGUGCGCCACACCUCCGCCAAAACCGCCCAGUACUCCAAUAUGGGGUUCUGGCUUGGCAUGACUGUCGGUCGCGCCUCGCUAGGCUUCGUCACGAACCACUUUGGCGAACAACGAUGCGUUCCAGUUUACAUAUUCCUCGCCCUGGCCCUUCAACUAGUCUUCUGGCUCGUUCGCCAGUACAUUGUCUCCGCAGUUGCGGUGGCACUCCUGGGUGUGUUCCUAGGUCCGAUGUUCCCGGCUUGUGCAAUGAAGGGAGCCAACUUGUUGCCGAAGCAUAUGCAUGUGGCGGGUCUUGGGUUUGCUAUGGCCUUGGGUGGUGUAGGUGGCACGGUCGCACCUUAUGCGAUCGGUGCGAUUGCGGGUCAUGCGGGUGUUGGGGUACUACCGCCGAUUGUGUUCGGAAUGGAGGUGGUGCUGUUGGCUUUAUGGCUGACUUUUCCCAAAGCGAAGAAGGUGGCCCGUGGCCAGGAACAGCAAACGAAACGGGAGCCGUGGUGGAAGAGGUGGGUAAGAUUAUGA
Molecule: messenger RNA, 1605 nt
Organism: Cyphellophora attinorum
Lineage: Eukaryota; Fungi; Ascomycota; Eurotiomycetes; Chaetothyriales; Cyphellophoraceae
Product: Bypass of stop codon protein 6
Exons: 2
Coding region: 1-1605 (534 amino acids)
Biological process (GO): transmembrane transport
Cellular component (GO): membrane
Molecular function (GO): transmembrane transporter activity
Source: RefSeq, a predicted model, not a curated record